Austrofundulus limnaeus is the source of this 1171-nucleotide messenger RNA. RefSeq names its product apolipoprotein B mRNA editing enzyme, catalytic polypeptide-like 2b (gene apobec2b). Gene Ontology annotation, biological process: cytidine to uridine editing. NCBI's taxonomy places the organism in Eukaryota, Metazoa, Chordata, Actinopteri, Cyprinodontiformes, Rivulidae. The record is from RefSeq and is a predicted model, not a curated record. Gene Ontology annotation, cellular component: nucleus; cytoplasm. The coding region runs from base 105 to 905 and encodes 266 amino acids. The transcript has 4 exons. Gene Ontology annotation, molecular function: RNA binding; cytidine deaminase activity.
CACACACACACUUACACUGCCUCUCCUUCUCUUUCUAUUUCUGUCGCUCCCCAUGUCUCUUUUUUCUAUCCCCCCCAACACUCCCACCUACUUUCUGCAACAUCAUGGCGGAUAGAACCAGCAGGCUUGGCGUUAAGAGGAAGGAGAAAACGGUGGAAAGCAAAGUCAAUGACGAGCGGGACAAAGACAAGGGGAAGGAGAAAACUGUGAAAAAGCCYGACAAACCGGUGAAGAAGGACGAGAAGAGCCCAGAGUCGGCGGAGGCAGAGGAGAAGAAGAGGAACGGGGAAAGUGACGGGGCGACAGGAGCAGAGGCCAAAAACAGUGAGGGUAAUGGAGGCUUUCAGCCCAUCGAGCUGCCUCCUUUUGAGAUUGUCACAGGGGAGCGGAUGAGCCCAUUCUACUUCAAGUUUCAGUUCAGGAAUGUGGAGUAUUCGUCUGGGAGGAACAAAACCUUCCUGUGUUACAGAGUGGACACGGCAGGAGGCGACACAGAGCCUCUGAAAGGUUACAUGGAAGAUGAGCAUGCCAUGGCCCACGUUGAAGAGGCCUUCUUUCAACAGGUGCUGCCAAACUCCUCCAAAGAACAUGACAUCACAUGGUUUGUAUCCUCCAGUCCCUGUGCGGCCUGCGCAGCCAAGCUGGCCACCAUCCUCCAGCAGCGCAAGAAGCUUCGCCUCACCAUAUUCUGCUCCCGCCUCUUCGAGUGGGAGGAGCCAGAGAUCAGGGAAGGCCUCAAGGCUCUGGCGCGGGCCGGCUGCAAACUGCGAAUGAUGAAGCCAGCCGACUUCCAGCUAGUCUGGGAAAUGUACGUGGAUAAGGAGGACGAGGAGUUCGCACCGUGGGAGGAUUGCAAGGAGAAUUAUGAGUAUUAUUUGGAGAAACUGGGUGAAAUUCUCAACUAAAUGUUUCUGACUGAAACACAGAUGGCCCUGCUGCUAUAUGUGUUUAUUAGGCUGUGAGAUCUGCUGCUGAAGACUGGCAUUAGGUGAAAUGAGCUCUCAUGGCAACAUUUUGUAUAUUUUAUUUUGUUUAAUUCACAUAUCAAAGCACAAGAUUUGUAGAUAAAAAAUGUAUCAAACUGUAUGGAAAUGGCUGCUUGUGAAGAGCAAAGCAUCUACAUUCAUUUAAGAAAUGUUUAUCACAAUAAAUACAAGCUUUGAAGAAGUUA